ACCCAGAUAAAAUUACUCUGGAGGAUCUUUUAGAAAAGUUCAAAAGGAAGAAGAAGGAAAAUGAUGAAACCAACAAUACAGAGAUUCCCACUCCGGGUCAAGUAGAAGUUUUCCCUACAAUUUCAAGAGCAACUUCUUCUUCGAAUCUAACAAGAGUCUCAUUAGAAAAUAUACAGUGA
Molecule: messenger RNA, 179 nt
Organism: Entrophospora sp. SA101
Lineage: Eukaryota; Fungi; Glomeromycota; Glomeromycetes; Entrophosporales; Entrophosporaceae
Source: the annotation of a GenBank genome assembly